Molecule: messenger RNA, 669 nt
Organism: Drosophila eugracilis
Lineage: Eukaryota; Metazoa; Arthropoda; Insecta; Diptera; Drosophilidae
Product: E3 ubiquitin-protein ligase KCMF1-like
Exons: 2
Coding region: 128-505 (125 amino acids)
Molecular function (GO): zinc ion binding
Source: RefSeq, a predicted model, not a curated record
CCUAAAACGUCUGGAAAACACCUGCCUUUCUAGCAAAUACUGUCUUCAUUUUUUUUUAACAUUUUCUACCUUUUGUACUCCGCGUGGCUUUGACGAUACUUAACUUUUUUUGUGAAUAUACAGCAAAAUGCAAAGCGAUAAAGACGAAUCCAACCGCCACAUGGGCAUCACCUGCUGUGGCUGCCAACGUAACAAUUUUCCGGGUCGCCGGUUCCACUGCCUGUCCUGUUUGGAUGAGUUCAACCUGUGCAACGGCUGCUAUGCCCUCGACGUGACCACCGAGGCACACAAGUUUGACCACGCGAUGCGCUGCAUCCUCACUCCAGCCAGCAUGGCUCUGUUCUACACGGAAGCGGAGGUGCAGUCCGGAAAAUAUCCGACGCUUAUUCGCUGUCCCUACUGCAAGAUAAACAAUUUCAACUUGGAGGAAUUCGAGCAGCACUUGGAGGAGCUGCACCCUAGCGCAGAUCCCCAGUUGUUGUCCUGCUACAAGCUAAAUGCUUAGGGGACCCAAAAUAGCUUUCUCAGAAGUCAAUUGCCGAGAAUAAUGGCUCCUUUUAGGGCUUCUGUUUAUUGGUAAUAGAACCCCACAAAUGUUAAUGGGACGUUCGUUAAUAUUGAUUACUUGUAUAAGCAGCCGUGGCACUCCAAUAAAUAUACAUAGGUUUU